Fusarium vanettenii 77-13-4 is the source of this 1116-nucleotide messenger RNA. RefSeq lists its product as uncharacterized. Gene Ontology annotation, molecular function: zinc ion binding; oxidoreductase activity. NCBI's taxonomy places the organism in Eukaryota, Fungi, Ascomycota, Sordariomycetes, Hypocreales, Nectriaceae. The record is from RefSeq and is a predicted model, not a curated record. The coding region runs from base 1 to 1116 and encodes 371 amino acids. The transcript is spliced from 3 exons.
AUGGCACACACUACAGAUGCUCUGGUGGUGUUCUCUGUUGGCACAGACGCGAAAUUGACUCGGGUAGUUCUCAGCCCCAUCCAACCGACCGAGGUUUUGGUUGAAAUGCAUGCUACCGGCAUUUGCAACACAGACCUUGCGUGCAUGGCCGGUAAAUUGCCAGCUGAAUUCCCCAACGUUCUAGGCCAUGAAGGUGCUGGCGUGGUCCGCCAAAUUGGGGACAGAGUAAACCAUGUUCAGGUGGGCAACAAGGUACUACUGAGCUAUAACUUCUGCCGAGAGUGUGGCGCAUGCAGGUCCAAUACUCCUGCGUACUGUGACAAAAUGUUCCAGCUCAACUUUGGCGGUCGAAGGCUUGAUGGCAGCCGUACCUUGUUCCUUGAAGACGGCACCGAUAUCUUUUCCAACUUCUUUGGUCAAAGUUCAUUCUGCCACCUUGCCGUCGUGAGCCAGUCAUCCUUGGUCAUUGUGCCCCAGGACACUCCCCUGGAACUAUUUGCACCGCUUGGUUGUGGUUUCCAGACUGGCGCCGGGUCUAUCAUCAAUGUUCUCAAUGUCCAACCAGGCAGCUCCGUUGCUAUUUCAGGUGUGGGGUCAGUUGGGUUGAGUGCCAUCAUGGCUGCCAAGUUCCGGCAAGCAGCCAUCAUUAUCGCCAUCGACAUUAACACCCAACGUCUGGAGUUGGCCAAGGCAUUAGGAGCUACUCAUACCAUACUCGGAUCUGAUCAACAUCUUGCUGAGCGUGUGCGGGAUAUUUGUCAGCCAUCUAAUGGGGUCCAAUCUGCCCUGGAUUGCUCAGGGGCAAUUACGGUCGUGGGCAAGUUGGUCGACUCGCUCGCAACACGGGGCAGAGCCGUGAGCGUUGGCGCGCCAGCACCAGGAACACGAGUUGGUGUGGAUGUGUUCUCUCACUUAAACUACGGUCGGGAGUAUAGAGGCUCCCAUCAAGGCGACAGCGUUGCAAAAGAAAUGGUUCCUUUCCUGAUCCAACAACAUCGCAAGGGCCUUUAUCCUUUGGAGAAGAUAGUUACUUCCUACCAUGUUGACGACUACACCCAGGCAUUUCAAGAUAUGAAGGAUGGAAAGACUAUCAAAGCUGUACUGAAGUGGGUUUGA